Messenger RNA from Dipodomys spectabilis (banner-tailed kangaroo rat), 1622 nucleotides. It is a transcript of the gene Chit1, whose product is annotated as chitinase 1. Gene Ontology annotation, cellular component: extracellular region. NCBI's taxonomy places the organism in Eukaryota, Metazoa, Chordata, Mammalia, Rodentia, Heteromyidae. Bases 40 to 1428 code for a protein of 462 amino acids. Gene Ontology annotation, molecular function: chitin binding; chitinase activity. The record is from RefSeq and is a predicted model, not a curated record. Gene Ontology annotation, biological process: carbohydrate metabolic process; chitin catabolic process. The transcript has 11 exons.
GGUUUGCACAGGGCUGAAGCCUGCCACCGAGAGAGCAUCAUGGUUCGGUCAGUGGCCUGGGCAGGUGUGAUGGCUCUGCUGCUGGUCCGGUGGGGCUCUGCUUCCAAACUGGUCUGCUACUUCACCAACUGGUCCCAGUACCGCCAGGGAGCAGCUCAGUUCCUGCCCAAGGAUGUGGUCCCUGACCUGUGCACCCACAUUAUCUACGCCUUUGCCAGCAUACAUGACCACCAGCUCACCUUUCUAGAACACAAUGACCAAUUUCUCUACCAGGAGUUGAACAGCCUGAAGAAGACGAAUCCCAGGCUCAAGACUCUGUUAUCCGUCGGGGGCUGGACUUUUGGCACCCAGAAGUUCACAGACAUGGUGGCCACUGUAGAGAGCCGGAAGAGAUUCGUUGACUCAGCCAUCGGAUUUCUGCGCACAAAUGGCUUUGAUGGCCUUGACCUUGACUGGGAAUACCCGGCAAGCCGUGGGAGCCCGGCGGUGGAUAAGGAGCGAUUCACCAUCCUGGUGCAGGACUUGGUGAAGGCCUUCCAGCAGGAAUCCCAGGCCUCGGGGAAGGAACGAUUGCUGCUGAGUGCUGCUGUCCCUUCUGGGCGAAGCCAGGUGGAGGCCAGCUAUGAGGUGGACAGAAUUGCUCAGAGCUUGGAUUUCAUCAACCUUAUGACCUAUGACUUCUACGGCCCCUGGGCGAAGGUCACAGGACAUCACAGCCCCCUCUACAAGAGGCAGGGAGAGCAAGGUGCAAACGCUGAGCUGAACGUGGAUGCUGCCGUACAAUUGUGGCUGCAGAAGGGAACCCCUGCCUCCAAGCUGAUCCUUGGCAUGCCUACCUAUGGACGAUCCUUCACUCUGGCCUCGUCCGACACCAGCGUGGGGGCCCCCAUCACGGGACCUGGAGCCCCUGGCCCCUUCACUAAAGACAAAGGGAUACUGGCUUACUAUGAGGUCUGCUCCUGGAAGACAAUUCAGAGAAUCAAGGACCAGAAGGUGCCCUAUGCUUUUCAGGACAAGCAGUGGGUGGGUUUUGAUGAUGUAGAGAGCUUCAAGGCCAAGGUCAACUAUCUGAAGCAGAAGGGCCUGGGUGGGGCCAUGGUCUGGAGCUUGGACUUGGAUGACUUCUCUGGCUCCUUCUGCAACCAAGGCCGCUACCCACUCAUCCAGACGCUGCGGCAGGAGCUGAGUCUUCCCUCCAUGCCUCCAAGUCCAAAGCCAAAAGUGCCUGCUCCUGGCCAGCCCUCGGAACCUAGGCGGGGUCCUAGCCCUGGACAUGACACCUUCUGCCAGGGCAAAGAUGAUGGUCUCUACCCCAACCCCCGGGACCUGUCCACCUUCUACACCUGUGCAGGGGGCCGGCAGUUCCUGUUCAACUGCCCAUCAGGCCUGGUGUUCAGCACCUCCUGCAACUGCUGCAACUGGGCCUGAGCCCCCUGGCCCCUCCCUUGUUGCCUGGGGCCAGCGCCUGGGAUGGCCCUGCAGCCUGCCUCUCGCUCCUGGGGGCUGCCGCCUGGCCCUGCUGACCUCUGUAUGUUCUCUUCAUAACCAGGCUUUCUGCUCUCCUCCAGGGCUUCCAUUUUUCUCUCUUUAAUUACAAAAUAAACUUCUGGUUUGCACCCUUC